Molecule: messenger RNA, 2038 nt
Organism: Malaya genurostris
Lineage: Eukaryota; Metazoa; Arthropoda; Insecta; Diptera; Culicidae
Product: juvenile hormone esterase-like
Exons: 4
Coding region: 219-1970 (583 amino acids)
Source: RefSeq, a predicted model, not a curated record
AUUGAUGUGAGUUCGGCAACGUCUCACGAAACCAGAACGUCGUUUGUAAGAUUCCGUUGAUGCUGUGACAGUUUUCCUACCAGUAUCAACUAGCUAAUGAAAUGCGUAAUUGAACGCUGUUCAGAGUGACUAGUGGAGAUUUAGUUAGUUGCGCUCGUCAUUCAGACAACCAGUACGAGUCAGUCGAAUGCGACUGAUUUGCGUGAUCACUAGUCGGUAUGUGGAUCGUCGUUAUUCUAGUUGUACUUUUCAAUAGUAGCACCGGCCAGCAAUCAUGUGUAGUAAAAUUUGACUCUGUUAGCUACGGAUUAGGUUUUGUCAAUGAAACCUUCACAAAAGUUCAAUAUUGCGUAUAUUUGGGUGUUCGAUAUGCGGAAGCUCCUGUAGGAUCGCUGAGGUUCAGAAACCCAGUUCUUCACAACACUACUGGUCCACAAAACUUCACAAAAGUGGGAAAUAUAUGUCCCCAGAGAGUCGAUAUCAAUAAGCCAACGGAUUUAAUCGGAGAGGAAGACUGUCUUUUCCUGAAUAUCUAUUCGCCGUUUGUUGCGGGAAACGGAAGCAAUGCUGCCAUCAAAUAUCCAGUUUUAGUGUUCAUUCAUGGCGGAACAUUUGUGGCCGGAUCGGCUCUAACGGACGUUGUGUAUGGAGUUGAUCUUCUGAUAGAGAGUGGUGUUUUGGUAGUCAGCAUCAACUACCGACUGUACACAUUGGGAUUUCUUCGUUAUCCCCCACUGAACAUUACCGGAAACUUCGGACUGAAAGAUCAACGGAUAGCUCUACGGUGGGUUCAAAAAAAUAUAAAAUUAUUUGGUGGCGAUCCCAAACGAGUUACUUUGAUGGGUCAAAGUGCAGGAGCUGGCUCAGUUACUCUUCACAUGUACGCUGAACAUUCGCAAGGCUUAUUCCAUCAAACUGUGGCUUUAGGAGGUGCGAUGAUAGCACCCUGGGCCACUUUUCUCAAUCCACAAAUACUAGCUGAUGAAGUAAUAUCGAGAUUCAAUGUCUCCACCCUUGAGCAGCUCCAAGAAAUGGAUUACAAACAAUUUAUGUUCACGGAUAGUUUCGAUACAUAUGGUUUUUUCAAUAUGUUCUAUCCGGGCUUCGUACCAACGGUGGAAACCGGAGAAGACUCGGAACCAUUCAUUACUACCACACCUCAUGAGUUGGUAUUGUCCAAGCCAAUUAACGAAGUACCCACCAUAAUCGAACACACCGCCACAGAGUUUGAGUUUCUUCUACAUAAUCUAGACUUUUUCUUCAUGGGAAAGAAUUUUCCCAACAAAAACAAUAAAGAUCAACUUAAAAGUGUCACCAAGCUGCUAAUGGCCAAAGUGCGAAUCCUGAGAGAUACAGGUUUCUUCCGAAAGCUUGCAAACACAGCCAAUCUGAUAUACCCUAUCAAGCGAUUACUGCGACACCUAGCGAAGCAACUGGACCAGACUCCAGUUUACUAUCUUCGGUUUGAAUUUGACGGUCGCUUUGGGUUUUACAAAAAUGAAUACUACAAGAACAAAAUAAACGGAGGUCGAUACGGAGCCGUUCAUGGCGAUGAUCUAGGAUAUAUUUUCUCGCCAUACGUUAUAAAGGAAGCACUGGCCAACCGGAGCGAGUAUCAAUCGGAAUGGAAAGUUCACGAAAGGACGGUUGAACUGCUGGCGAAUUUUGUGAAAUAUGGAAAUCCAACGCCAAAGAAAAGCAAACUCUCCAAUAUCCUGUGGCCUGCGUACAAUGAGAAUUCCACUUACCCGCAGUUCUUGAACAUCGACCGAUCGUUUGAGGUACGAACGGACCGCGAUGUAGAUGAUGAGUUCUUUUGCUUCUGGGAACGGAUCUAUCAGUGUUUGUACUACUACGAGUGUGAUAUGGAGGAACCGGUGGGGAAAGAAAGUGACAUUCCGAAGCAAAACAAAACGAUUAUAGCAGUUUAUUCUGAUGUAAGGCAAAAUGUUGUAGUGGAUCUAGAGUAAGUAAUUUUGGAGAAAAUGUAUUUUGAUUAUGUUCAAAGAGAUAUACCAAUAUACUAUUUACUACUUAA